Molecule: messenger RNA, 887 nt
Organism: Patiria miniata (bat star)
Lineage: Eukaryota; Metazoa; Echinodermata; Asteroidea; Valvatida; Asterinidae
Exons: 4
Coding region: 110-481 (123 amino acids)
Source: RefSeq, a predicted model, not a curated record
AGAGUUCAUAAAAGACGCUGUUCGUGAUUUGUCACUCCGUACUGUGCGGACCGACCACCGUGUGUGCUGCUGUUCCCACCGCCGUCUGCAAUCCCACAACCACUUCGCCAUGACGCGCUGGAUCCUGGCGCUGCUUCUGUGCGCCUGUUUGGCAGUCGCCCUUGCGGAUGAUGCCGAAUUCAAAGAUGGAGCCAUUGUUAUCGACGACGAGGUUUGCGAGAAACUGGCGGCUCAAGUGAAAUCAGAAAAGAGCAUAUUGGGUGUUGGCCCCAAACACUGGUACUGUAACCCGACACUUGAGAGGAAAAAAGAGCAGUACUGUACCUGUUCAGUCGUGCCGAGGGAAAGAGAUGCCGACCGAGCAGAGUUUCUGGAGCCAGAGGAGGCUGGCGGGUUCCUGAAUCGUUCCAAGCGAGAUCUCAACCACGAGUGUUGUGACGAGGGUUGCGUCUGGGAGGAGGUCGAGGAGCAUUGCCAUUAGAGACAUCGAGACAAGAGAUUGGUUCUCAUUUUGAAUUAAAUUAAUCAUUUACCUUUCAAUUUCUUUCGAGCGGGCAACGUUUACUUCGCUGUUACAAAUCUACUCAAAUAUUAUUUGCAGAAAUGAAGAUUCCUGCUGUCCAGAGAAUUGUGUUUACUGAGAUGUAGCCAAGUUUUCCGCCAUCUUUGCUUCAUACUAUUUCAUUCACCGGGACAAACAAAUUGUGUCAAAAACAUAAGCAAUCCUCUUCUAUCGACUACUUGAAGAACUAAACAUGCCUUCCUAUGAAUUUUUUGAUUAUUUGUGGUGAUGGGCGAUUAGCAUAUUUUAUUUGUACAACUGUAAAUACAACCGCAGCAAAUGUUUAUAUUUGGAAUGUAAAUAAAUACUUUUACACAGACCUGAA